AAAAAGUGAAAGAUUUUGUCAAACUUAUCGGUUUAAGUACGACAAAAAAUAAAUAGUGCACGCGUCAGGAUGUCAUUGGUUAUCAAGCCUCCUUCUUCUUGCGUGAGUUUUCUUUUCCUUCGCUUCUGAAUCUCUCAACCGCAACAACUAGGGUCCAACACCAAGGAGACAGGAACCAAAUCUUGAUCUUAAUAAAUAGAUAUUCUUCAAAUCCUUCAAAAAUUUUCGAUUUUUUCUAUUUUAGGUUGAUCUUUUCAAAUUUUCUCCUCUUCAUUUUAGGGUUCGUCCGAGUUUUCAUUUAUCACAUCACAUCAUAUUGUUCAUUGUUGAAAAAGAAUAAACCCUUUUUGAAAAUCAAUUCGACUUCAACAAUUUUUAUCGUUGAUUCAUUCUUAUGGUUUGAUUACUUCUGGGGAUUAAACAUUGAUGCAGCGGAAUUACUUUUAUCUGCAAUCAAACCUGUCUAAUCUUUACCUUUUUAAUAAUUCUUUUACUUUGGAAUUGAUGGUAAUCAGUUGACAUCGUAAAAUUUGUUAAUUUUGGUUUGGUAUAGAAUUAUGAGUGAUGACAAUCAAUUUCUGAUUGGUUUUUAAUGAGCAUCUUAUAAAAUAAGGAAGAAAUAAGAAAAUUUAAUGUUCUUGAUUCAGUAGGCCAGGGAACAUAGAUUUGGAAUUGAAUUUAGGAUUGGCUUUGAUUUCAUGAAGUUGAUUUAGAAAUUUUUAAGCUUUAGCUUAUAGAUUUUUAGCUCAGCUCUUAUGAUUUGAUUUUGUUGCUUCUACUGGCUGAUAAUUGCAUCUGAUAAGUCAAUGAGUUCAACUGUUUCGACAUCUCAAGGGUUUGUUCCAUCGUCAAGGUUUGGUGCCUAUCAAUUCUCAAACUCUGGAACUUCUGGUCCUUUUGAUAAGGUGGAGCCUCCUAACAAUGAUGGUGAUGAUACAGAAUUGUUGAGUGUAUCCUGGAAUCAGGAUUAUACAUGUUUUGCUGCAGGUACUAGUUCUGGUUUCCGUAUAUAUAAUUGUGAUCCAUUUAAGGAAACAUUCAGACGAGAUCUUAAAAAUGGAGGUUUUGGCAUUGUCGAGAUGCUUUUCCGUUGUAAUAUCUUGGCACUGGUUGGUGGUGGCAUGGAUUCUCAAUACUCUUCAAAUAAGGUUAUGAUUUGGGAUGAUCAUCAGAGUCGAUGCAUUGGUGAGUUUUCUUUUAGGUCGGAGGUUCGUGCUGUGAAGUUGAGAAGGGAUCACAUUGUUGUUGUGUUGGAGCACAAGGUUUACGUUUAUAACUUCUUGGAUUUGAAACUACUUCAUCAGUUUGAAACAAUAGCUAAUCCUAGGGGGCUGUGUUGUCUCUCACACCAUGUAAAUACAUUUGUCCUGGCUUGCCCAGGUCGUCGCAGAGGGCAAGUUAGGGUUGAACAUUUUGGACUCCAUGUUACAAAGAUAAUAAAUGCCCAUGAAUCUCGCCUGGCAUGCUUUGCUUUAACAUUAGAUGGAUUGGUUCUUGCAACAGCUAGUACGAAGGGAACACUCAUAAGAGUUUUUAAUACAAUGGAUGGUACUUGCUUGCAGGAGGUUCGUAGAGGGACAGAAAAGGCUGAUAUAUAUGAUAUUUCAUUCUCUCAAAAUGUUCAAUGGUUGGCUGUUUCGAGUGAUAGGGGCACUAUUCAUAUAUUUAGUCUGAGAGUUCGAGUAGCGGGAGAAGAUGAAUCAGCUCGACUUUUUUCUACACCAGGAUUGGUGCAUCAGAAUUCUUCAUCUUCUCUUGACCCUCUGAUUUCUCAUACGGCUGGUGCUAAUCCUAGUUUAUCACUUCCGUUUGUAAAAGGAGUGCUUCCCAAAUAUUUUAGUUCAGAGUGGUCAUUUGCUCGGUUUCACUUGCCGGAGAAUACUCGAUGCAUUGUUGCAUUUGGAUCCCACAAUACUGUCAUUGUGGUAGGCUUGGAUGGAAGUUUUUACAGGUGCCGUUUUGAUCCCAACAAUGGAGGGGUGAUGUCUCAGCAGGAAUAUGUUCGCUUUCUCAAAACUGGCGGUAAUGCAAGGUAGCUUAACUAAAGCAAAGUAGAGGUGGGUUCUCGGCUGCCAUUAAAUUUCAACUGCUAUCUGUAGAUAAUCCUAUAAAUGUUAUAUUCAAAGUUGGAACAUGAAGCUGUUUGUUGAUGCUGUAUAUAUAUGUACGUUCCAUGAACUUGAAUCACAUGUGAUUGUUUUACAAGUUUAACUAUUAUGUAAAGAGAUGAUGACGGACAGCUGCAAGUUGUAAAAUCCUCGUGAUGUCUUCAUUUUUCUAUCCCUCAGAUUCAGACUCAAACUCAGAUUCAGAUUUUUUGUUGUAUUAGGCAAUAAAAGUAGGUUGAAUGAAUUUGUUUGGACAAUAUUGUGGCACUUAUUUGACUGGGUUGAGCUCAGUGCUCUGCGAUUUCUGGUUAUUUGUCCCAAGAGUGAACCUACUCUGCCUCUUUUGAAUCUUUGUGCUCAACACUCAACAUCGUCUUUGUUGAUCUAGACACCGAUGUGUUUUAUGACCAUGGAUUUAUUUGUAUUUCACCAUGAAUAAUCCUGCCGAUAAGAACGCAAAAAGAUAAUUGUAAAGGAUCAACAAUUUACUCUUGAA
This is a messenger RNA of Amaranthus tricolor (Joseph's coat), 2604 nucleotides long. RefSeq names its product autophagy-related protein 18d-like. Gene Ontology annotation, cellular component: cytosol; extrinsic component of membrane; phagophore assembly site membrane. NCBI's taxonomy places the organism in Eukaryota, Viridiplantae, Streptophyta, Magnoliopsida, Caryophyllales, Amaranthaceae. The transcript is spliced from 4 exons. The coding region runs from base 807 to 2036 and encodes 409 amino acids. Gene Ontology annotation, molecular function: phosphatidylinositol-3,5-bisphosphate binding; phosphatidylinositol-3-phosphate binding; protein binding. The record is from RefSeq and is a predicted model, not a curated record. Gene Ontology annotation, biological process: nucleophagy; autophagy of mitochondrion; protein lipidation.